UUUUCCGGUCUUCCCAAACAGCAUGGCGAACUUGAAGCAUGCAGAAGACGAACCAAAACAUGUGAGAAUGUCAGGUGAAGUAUCCGCCACCGGCGCUGAAGUCACGCCAACAGAGGAGUCCUCUUUACCGGGCGGAGGUGCGGGCGCGCUCCCGUGCUCCGUCCCGUCGUUCGCGGCCGCCUCAGAGCUGCUGUCAGCGCCGUACUCGUGUCUGGUGAUGAACACGCACCGGAGACACGUCGCCCUUCCGCCCGUGUACCUGAACAAGAAGAGGACAGGUAUUCAGGAGGAGCUGGAGGCCGAGCUGCUCAAGUUCUCUCAGAGUCUAAAGGGAGUACCCCUGGCUUACGACAACAUCAGGAUAGUGGGCCAGCACGGAGCCAUCUACAACGACAGCGGCUACAUCCACAUGGACAUAGAGGCCAACUUUAUCGUCUUUCAGCCCCGAAAAGGACAGACACUGAUAGGUAACGUGAAUAAACUAGGAGCAAGCCACGUGGGCUGCCUGGUGCACGGCUGCUUCAACGCCAGCAUCCCUAAACCCAACCUGGUGUCUGUGGAAACCUGGCGGGACGCAGGGCCCAGAAUCGGAGCAGAGCUGGAGUUCGAGGUGACUACACUUGACGCUGACACUGCGGGGGUGCUGCUGAUCAGAGGACGGCUGAACAGGACCAGGGUGCAAGAGCUGCUGGCCUUGUGUGAGAGCUCAGAGUCAGGCGCCCCCGCAGACCAGCCAGAGCCACCAGAGACAGAACCGAACCCAGAACCCACAGAGGAGUCUCCUGAAGACACCCCCAAGAAGAAGAAGAAAAAGAAGAAGGACAAAGUCAAAGAGGAGGAGAGAGAAGGGGAGGUGACAGGUACACCCUCCUGCCAGCUGGAUGGCAACACGACAUUAGAGCUGAACGGAACAGUGAAUGAGGCAGACGGUGAGAAAAAGAAGAAGAAAAAGAAAAAGGAGAAACAUGUGAAAGAAGAGGAGGUUGAGGUUGAGCUCUCUGCAAUGGAGGUCCACGGCAGUGACUCGAGCGGCUAUGUUAGUGACAAGCCGAGCAAAAAGAGGAGACGUGAAACUGGGACAGAUGUCACAUCUGGUUUUAGUGAAGGUCCUGAAACACCAAAAUCCAAGAAGAAGAGGAAAAAUGACAUUGAGCAGUUUGCCUGAAAAACGGAUCAUAUAUUGAGUUUAACAAUCGAGGUGAUACAACAUUAAUUCUGGAUAAGUAUAGAGAUGUGCCUUAACGAUUAAACAAAAGUUUAGCAGGCAAGAUUUCUGGUGGCUUAUUGUUAGUGCGUCUAAAAUCAUUCAAGCACAGAAGUCUUUCUACAGUCACAUGUUGUAGAGCAGACUUGACAGAUUUGUCCUCACUGGGUUGCAAUGCCCCCACACAGCCUGAUGGGGGAGCAAAACUGCCUCAUACAUCCACACUGGGACCCAAAAACACAGGAACAAAACCUUGUCAGCUUCAUCCGUUAAACACGGUGCUGAGAUGAACAGGGCAGGUCUUUGCAUUGAAUUUACAGAGCCAGUGGGGAAAACAUGAGUUGAUAUUAAUGUUCUGUACUUUGGUAUAUAUUCAGCUGCUUGGAUACUGGAGAAGAAUGGCUGUGAGCCUGAGUUCAGUUUAAGAAACUUCUGUUUUUUAUUGCCUCAUGUGCCUGUUUGAAAAGGUUGUCUAGUAACAGCUGCAAGGACAAACGUGUUUUUACACCCAAAUAUCCAGUCAGCGUCCUAGACAUGUGUCAUGCUCAGUGACAGGCAGUGCAGUCAGGAAUUAUUUGUGCUGUUUCACUUUCUUCCUUCACUGCUGCAUUGACUUUUCACAUGCAAAAAGUGAACAUUUAAUAUUCACCUCUCAUCCCAAUUAAAGAGCUCUAUAUUUUGACA
Epinephelus lanceolatus (giant grouper) is the source of this 1888-nucleotide messenger RNA. It is a transcript of the gene polr1f, whose product is annotated as RNA polymerase I subunit F. NCBI's taxonomy places the organism in Eukaryota, Metazoa, Chordata, Actinopteri, Perciformes, Serranidae. Gene Ontology annotation, cellular component: RNA polymerase I complex. The record is from RefSeq and is a predicted model, not a curated record. Gene Ontology annotation, biological process: DNA-templated transcription initiation; DNA-templated transcription; transcription elongation by RNA polymerase I.